AUGGGCAUUCUGAUAGUCACCUGGGUUCUUUUCCUCCUCUUUUUGGUCAUCUAUGCAAGAAAUGAUUGCCCAGCUUCUGACUGUGGCUACAACAGCUUCAGCAUAAGGUUUCCUUUCAACGUAGGACAACAACCUCAAAACUGUGGCUAUCCAGGUUUUGAUCUGAGUUGCACCACGCAAGGUAUUCCAAUCCUUAGUCUUCCAUACUCUGGAGAUUUUUAUGUGCGCGAUAUCAAUUAUCUCACACAAGAAAUACAGCUCUAUGAUCCAAAUGGUUGCCUACCAAGACGUCUUUUCAACCUAAACCUGUCGUCUUCUCCUUUCAUGGCCGCUUAUUCUCGAAAUUACACCAUCCUUAGUUGUUCUUCAGACCUCGUCAGGUCUAAGCUCACCGCUAUUGAUUGCCUUAGCAACUCCACAACGUCCAUAGUAGCUAUUUCCCCGACUCUUGCCAGAGCAAUGAACAUGUGUGCUGUACUUGUUACUUUGCCAAUUCCAAUUUCUUGGCCGAAUGAAAAUGAGGUUGGUUUCCAAUCUAGACUUGAUGGUGAUCUUCUAUUGUCUUGGGAUCUUCCAAGUUGUUCAGGUUGUGAAGCAAAAGGCGAAUUUUGUGGGUUUGCAAAUAGCACAAGCCGAGAGAUCAUCUGUUUUGAUCCUGUAACAGGUUCAAGAGGUCUAGAAAUCUUCAGAAUUAUUGCGCUGUCUGUUGUUAUACCAGCCGUUUCUUGUUCAGUGAGUCUAUAUUGUUACAAAUGCGUGGCGGAUAUGAGAGCCCGCAGGCUUCAGCGGGAGAAUAAUACCGCAGCUACGAUAGCACCGCAACCCACCACGGCAGUGGCGGUGGCGGUGGCAGGCCUCGAUGAUUCCACUAUUGAAACCUAUGAGAGAGUAGUUCUUGGCGAAAGCCGACGCCUUCCAGGGUUUGCUGAUGUUACUUGCCCUAUAUGUCUACAAGAUUACCGCCCUAAAGACGCAAUCAGGUGCAUACCCGAUUGCCGCCACUGUUUCCAUGCUGAUUGCAUUGAUGAAUGGUUGCGAUUGAAUGGGUCAUGUCCAGUUUGCAGAAAUUCUCCUAGCCCUGCUACUCUUUAA
Molecule: messenger RNA, 1092 nt
Organism: Coffea eugenioides
Lineage: Eukaryota; Viridiplantae; Streptophyta; Magnoliopsida; Gentianales; Rubiaceae
Product: putative RING-H2 finger protein ATL21A
Exons: 2
Coding region: 1-1092 (363 amino acids)
Molecular function (GO): polysaccharide binding
Source: RefSeq, a predicted model, not a curated record